This is a messenger RNA of Frankliniella occidentalis (western flower thrips), 3823 nucleotides long. RefSeq names its product NK1 transcription factor-related protein 1-like. The transcript has 7 exons. The record is from RefSeq and is a predicted model, not a curated record. NCBI's taxonomy places the organism in Eukaryota, Metazoa, Arthropoda, Insecta, Thysanoptera, Thripidae. Gene Ontology annotation, molecular function: DNA-binding transcription factor activity, RNA polymerase II-specific; RNA polymerase II transcription regulatory region sequence-specific DNA binding. Gene Ontology annotation, biological process: regulation of transcription by RNA polymerase II. Bases 32 to 2008 code for a protein of 658 amino acids.
CGCCGCCCCCGCCGCCCCGCCCCCGCGCGCCAUGUUCCUCGACGGUGCGAGGUGCGCCGCCCCCUGCGCCGCCCCCAGCGUGCCCCCAGGCGGCGCGGCCCUCGCGGACCCGAGUGCCCAGGAGCCCCAGGAGUCCUCGUGCGUGUCGCAGACCUCGGCCGGCGAGGCCUCCGCCAGCCCGGCGACACCCUCACCGUCGUGCAAACUCCUCCUGCUGUCCGCGGCGCCCGUGAAGGAGGACGCGGCCAAAGCCGUGUCCGAGGUGCAGCACCAGGACGACGACGUGCACCCCGACGGCAGCGCCCCCCUCGUGCUGACCGUGCCGGGCAGCGUGGUGGUCAGCGGCCCCGGAGCCCCCACCGCCAACCCCGUCGUGAUAGCGCCCGGCGAGUACAUCGCCCUGGAGGACGAGCCGGCAGGGGACGUCGACAGUCCGGGAGCGCCGUGCGAGAUCCCCUCCGCCACGAUUGACCGGUGGCGCGUGUCGGCUGCGCUCAGCGGCUGGUCCACGUGCGUGUGGGCGGACGACCCCGGCGACCCCGGCCCGGCGGGCGUGGCCAUCGACACGGCCACCGUGGCGACGGAGGGCUACCCCUACGCCAUGGACGGCGCCAUGCCCGGCGGCCCGUUCGACGACGCCAUCUUCACGGACUUCGGGCCGUGCGGCGGCGGCGGCGCCGGGCCGCUGCUGUCCGGGGCGGGCGGCGGCAAGCAGGACGGGCGCGCGCACCACGCCAGCCAGGUCGGCGACAAGGUGAUGCUGUCCGACAUGAUGCUGGGGCUGCCCUCCAUGUCGCCGCAUCACAUGAACAACAACAACAGCACCAGCAACAACAACAACAAGAUGGAGGGCGGUCAGCAGCAGCACCUCCACCAGUCCGGCCACGGCCUCGGCGGCCUCGGCCCCGCCGGCCUACACGAGGUGGGCCAGGGCCUCUACCACCAGGAGCCCAGCCAGCCCGCCGUGGCCUCGCCCAGCCCCGGCCACGGCCACGGCCACGGCUCCAAAGCGGGCGGCGCUGACGGCCACCACCAACCAGUGGCAGCCGAGCAGACUACCCCGAAGAAGUCCGAGUCCAAGAGCUCCAAGAACAAGACGGACAACAACGGCAUCAAGAAGAAAAAGACGAGGACGACGUUCACGGCGUACCAACUGGAGGAGCUGGAGCGUGCGUUCGAGCGCGCCCCGUACCCUGACGUGUUCGCCCGCGAGGAGCUCGCCCUGAAGCUCAACCUCAGCGAGUCCCGGGUGCAAGUAUGGUUUCAGAAUAGGCGCGCGAAGUGGCGCAAGAGAGAGCCUCCCCGCAAGACUGGCUAUCUAGGCUCUGGUACAUCGAGCCCCAGCCUCGGCUCCCCGUUCAGCUCGCUGGGCGGUGGCCUCGGUGGCGGUCUCGGCGGCGGCCUCAACGCCUUCCCACCGGCGGCGCCCGCGCCCGCCCCCGCACCCCACAGCGUGCCGAUGACCAGCGACCCCUGGUCCUCCUACGCGCAGUACGACCUCAACCUCCCGUACGCCUCCUCAUUCUCGUCGCCGAGUAGUGCUUCCUCGUAUAGCUAUGGCAUGCACGACAGCGGGCUGUUCCGGUCGUCCCACAGCGAGUACAUCACGGUGGGCGGGGACGACUCGCCGCCGCAGUACCAGUCCCUGCUGGGCGGCCACUCCCCGCCGUCGCACCACAUCGGCACCGCCACCUACGUGGACCACGUCGAGCACGGCGUCGACGACCUCGGGGACAAGUACCACGACGACGACGGCCUGCUCCACCACCACCACCAUCAUCACAACCACCACGGGGACCCCGGCGGCCCGGGCGUCGCCAAGGACGUCGACCUCGGCGUUGGCGGCGGGCCCUCCAUCUCGUCCGCACCCACGACCACCACCACCAUCGGGGGCUUCAACGUGAUAAACAGGUCGGGCGCCGGGCUCGGCAAGGAGCAGGGCCACAUCAAGGUGGAGCCGGACAUGUCGCAGAACUUCAACCUGCUGCCGCCCUUCAUGUCGGACUGACGCUCGUGGGCCCAGAACCGGAAGGCGUCGUCAGGCUUGGGUGACAAGCCCUGAGUGAGCUCGCUGUCGCGGCGGAAGAGGAGCGAGGCGAGAACAAAACAACUUGUGAUGCUGCGACAGGACGGUGAGGAGCGUUGGGUUGGGUUUCAGCUCAAACCUCCUUCACCGACGACUUUUGCUAGUCUGCGCGAUCUGAGAGAGAAAGCACAAAGGGUUGUGUACACACGGACUUAAUUGGGAGCUCCUCAGACGCUGAGUGUGUUCAUGUCGAUGUGCACAAUAAUAUGCUUUGACGACAGCAGCAGAGCGAACAGGGAUUUUGUGGUUUUCAUCUGCGAAACGACAUCUUUCGGUGGGCCAUUAGAUUUGUAGAAAAAAUUGUUAGUUAUUUUUGUCUCAACUUUUUAAUAGUUUUAUGAGCCUUGACUUAAGUGUGAACUGGAACAUUUACCAAGUUUCUGUUCCUUCUUAAGACUGAAGUCUCUAAACGCGAUUCAAAUUAAAUAUAGCUAUUUUUAAAAGAAUUCAAUUAGGUAUUGUGUAAUGUUACUAUGUUUCAAAUAUGAAUAGGGGGAAACCAAGACGUUUGUUAAUAAUUGUAGUUAUCCUAGUGGUCCUAGUGCUAGUGUAAAGUACCCCCUUCCGAUAACAAAAAAGCACGACUUUUACACCACCCUCUGAUGUCUGAUGCGGUCUUGCCUUUCAGCGGAAGUGUGAAGCCACGCUUAGGUGUUAUCGGUGGGGGGAAAGCAAGAGGCGAUUUGCCCAGCCAGAAUGCUGAACGUAUCGUAGUGUUAAGUUUCUCCGAGUGAGUGUUAGCUGGAAGCAGCUUUCACCUCGGGACUAUUGCAUUCCUGUGCCUUAAAACAUGUGUACUUGUAAAUAGUAGUGGUUUUUAAGACUGUGCCAACUUAUUUGUUGUUUUGUAAAUACUUAGAGUAUUUAAUUGCAGGGGGUUAUUGGGCCCGUAUGUGAUAUAACCGCUUACCAAGGAACGAUGGAAAUCAAAUGGGUAAUAUUUCAUUUGUCCAAGAAUUUUGAAGAAUGAGUAAGCAUACUGUGUGUUAUCAGUGACUCUCACGUUCCGUAUCUAUACCGUUUGAUGGUAACCGUCCAAAAAAUUACUUCCCAUCGCUUCCCCAGUACAUUACGACUACUCAGAUGUACAAACGACAUCACGGUGCCGAAGAAACCUCAGAUCUACGGCAAUACUACUUGAUCGUUUAAUAACAUACGUAUGUUCGUAUGCGAAUAAGCACAAAGUUAUUUUUGUACUUUAUUACUUUUUUAUAAGAAGGUAGCAAUUUUUAUUUAAUUUCUCUAAACGCGAUUUAUUACAAUGAGACGGUUGGUAUUUAUUUUCAAUUGUAUAGGUGGGAAGUAAACUAGUUAAGUGAAUUUCUGUUGAGUCCCUUCAGAAGACAGGUAAAUUUAUUGUUUUCUUCGUUUUCUCCUGUGUAGACUAGACACGUUAUCAUUUUAUGUACAUAAGAGCCAUUUAUAAUAUUUCCAAGUAAGACAUGGGACAAGGUGGUACCUUCCUAGCCCAUACUCUGUUACAAAGUAGGUGCUAUAAUUUCUUGUCGCGAUUCUAGACCGCAACCAUUCCUAGAUCUUUUUCUUUCCUUUUUACCAGUCUCCUAAAUAUAUUUGUGUUGUGUUUAUUAUCUCGAUAACUGCUGUUAGACAAUACGAAUUUGUGAUGAAGCUUCUAUUUACCACUUAGUAGUACGGAGUUUGUGAAAUUUACUUAUGAAGCAGACCUGUCAAAAAUUGACAGAUAGCGAAACGAUAAUAAAAGGACUGCGUAAUGUA